AUGGUCUUUGUCGCACCGUUGACCAUAAAAGUUGACCUCGUUCAGCCUCGUUACCCCGGACGCUCCCUUCAUUCGGCAUUAAAAUCACCAAGACAGGUUCUACUCCGAGGGACAAACGUACCUCGCCCGAGAGAGAACCCUCUGACCGAAGCCCAUUGUAAUGUUUGGGAUUGGGAUCGACUGCGGAAGGUCAAGGUGAAAGGCAGCGCCAAGCUGUUUCCACCAGACGAGGAUAUAGAGAUCCUAAUCCUGGCACAAUUUGCGGAUUACUUGUCGCCGGAAGUUCGCACAGUCACAGUUGACGACGAUGGACUCCUUGCUGGGGUCUCGACCGAUCCGGAAGAGGAUGAUACCCCCUUUGAAUAUAUUGCGGGUGGAACCCUCGACAAUACAAAUGUGCCUUUCCGAUUUGAAUGGUUGCAACAACUUAUUCGCCUUGUGGACUUCCUAAAUCGGGAACUGGGUAUCAUGCAUCAAGACAUUGCACCGCGUAAUCUGCUUAUCGAUCCUGGCACAAACAAUAUCCUUCUUUUCGAUUUCGAUUGGGCUGCAUGCGGGAAAAAGCGCUUGCCGGGAGGCCGAGAUGACGUGACUGGUGUUGUUUUUACACUCUACGAGCUUAUCACGAACGAUACACAAUUCACGAGUAUUCCUCACUGGACCCGAACCAUGGACAUGGUGCAGGGUAUUCAGAAUGGCCUUGUACUCGGGAGCUGGACUCUGACGUAUCAAAAUUCCGCAAAUAUUUGA
This is a messenger RNA of Aspergillus nomiae NRRL 13137, 750 nucleotides long. RefSeq lists its product as uncharacterized. Gene Ontology annotation, biological process: protein phosphorylation. The transcript is spliced from 3 exons. The coding region runs from base 1 to 750 and encodes 249 amino acids. NCBI's taxonomy places the organism in Eukaryota, Fungi, Ascomycota, Eurotiomycetes, Eurotiales, Aspergillaceae. Gene Ontology annotation, molecular function: protein kinase activity. The record is from RefSeq and is a predicted model, not a curated record.